Messenger RNA from Cadophora gregata, 1004 nucleotides. RefSeq lists its product as uncharacterized. The coding region runs from base 200 to 910 and encodes 236 amino acids. The transcript is spliced from 2 exons. The record is from RefSeq and is a predicted model, not a curated record. NCBI's taxonomy places the organism in Eukaryota, Fungi, Ascomycota, Leotiomycetes, Helotiales, Ploettnerulaceae.
CCUGCCUGCCGAUAAAUGACACCAUAACUGCCACUCACUGCCAUAUCAAGUCGCCAGGUCAAUGUAUGGAUGUGCUUGCUGAUCAUUUCCCGUCAAAAAGCUUUUCGGCCUUGGAGGUAUAAAUACCACUCCCUCCCUCGCCCGUCUUUCUGACAAUUUCUUGCUUACUCUGUACCUUCGCUGAAUAUUGACUGCGACCAUGUUCCGUCAACUCGCACUUCUAGCUCUUGCUCUUGCUCCUGCCUCGCUUGCCCAGGUUUCUGAGGGCUUUGAGAGCGGCUGGGACCAGACUGCUUGGCCUACCUACGCGGCUGAUUGCAACCAAGGCGGAAAAGUCACGCUCGACACUUCGACUGCUCAUUCUGGAAAGAACUCCAUCAGAGUUGAUGGUGCUGGUGGAUACUGUGGACACAUUUUCGUUGGAACGAAGAAGGUUACCAGCGGUGAUGUCUAUGUCCGGACUUGGCUGAAAGCUUCCAAAGCUCUCACAGACUCCCACGUCUCAUUCAUCACCAUGCCCGACUCCGCCCAAGGCACCAACAAACACCUCCGCAUCGGCGGUCAAAGCAAAAUUCUCAUGUACAACCGCGAGACCGACGACGCCACCCUCCCGGACCUCUCACCCCAGGGGAUCGCCACAUCCGCCGCUCUCCCAGCCGGUACAUGGCAAUGUUUCGAGUACCAUCUUGGUCCUGAUGGAACUAUUGAGACGUGGUUGAAUGGUCAGGCUGUUGCGGGGUUGACUAGUAAGCCGGGAGUAGCGAAUGCGAAUGCUGCGCAGUGGCAGAGGAGCAGUAUUAAGCCGAAGGUUACGGCGAUUUAUUUUGGGUGGGAGAGUUAUGGCGGGGAUACGAAUACGUUUUGGUAUGAUGAUAUUGCGGUGAACUCGACCCGUAUUGGAUGUACUUAGGAUGCUACCUGUCAGAGGAUGGAAGAAAAAGAAAUGAGGGAAGUGGUGUAUAUAAGAUGAGGAUUGUACAUAUUAAGACAAAAGCUUUCGUUUC